This is a messenger RNA of Rotaria sp. Silwood2, 1698 nucleotides long. Lineage: Eukaryota; Metazoa; Rotifera; Eurotatoria; Philodinida; Philodinidae. The record is from the annotation of a GenBank genome assembly.
AUGGCUGCUAAUAUGAUGCUGUCACUUGAUACACUACCGGUCGAAAUUCUGCAUCGAAUUUUUGAUAGUCUCGACACGGAAACUAUUCUUUUUUCUGUGAAAUACGUAUGUAAACGAUUUAAUUUGAUUACUAUCAAUUAUAAUCGAUACAAAUUAAAUUUUAAAACAAUAUUUAAGCAUACUUUUCAUCAACUUUGUCGUAUUACUUAUCCGGAAAAUAUUAUUUCAUUGACUUUAUCGAAUGAAAAUCAAACACCAGGACAAAUUGAAUUAUUUCUUUCUCUCUAUCGUAUAGAAGAGUAUACUCGACUUCAAUCGGUAACUCUUAUGGCAAUCGAAGAAUAUUAUUUGAAUAUAAUUUUAAAACAUUUAUCUACUACCUGUUUAUUGAUAUCUCUGGUAAUUCAAUAUGAAUUAAAUUCUAUUCUGAGCACUGAAACACUUCUACUUCUUUCAUUAAUCAUUGGAAAAACUAGUCUUCGUAAACUUGAUUUAAAUUUAGGAUAUACAAUUCUAGACAAAUUCAAAUGGCCACUAGAUUGUUCAGUUCAAUAUCUUCGAUUGCCUAACCGUAUUCGAUUCGAUACAUUUUGUAUGAUUCUUCGUUGUUUACGUUCUAUUAAAACAAUGAUAUUACGAGACUGUAUAAUAAAUGAUAUUGAAGAGAUGAAUUAUUUAAUUUCUGAUAAUACAUUAUAUCGACAAUUGACUUCACUUACAUUCGAAGAUUGUGAUUUAAAAAUGACAUUGAUCGAAUCAAUUCUAUCUCUCACACCUUCAUUAAUACAUCUUACAAUAAUAGGUAAUAGUGAUGAUUUGUUUGAUGGUGCUCGAUGGGAAAAAUUCAUUCAAACAAAACUACCGGACUUAAAUAAAUUUCAAUUUGCUUUUCAAAGUAAUAUUAAUAUUAGUCAUGAUCCUAUUGGUUUAGAAGCACUUCUUAUAUCAUUUCAAACAUCAUUUUGGCUUGAAACAAAACAAUGGCUUGUUACUGCUUUAUGUGUUCAAAGUUCACAGUUUAUCAAUCUCUUUACAACACAAGAUUGUGUAUCAAAAAUUAACUUUCAUCCAAAAGCAAACAAAAUUGCACGUUCUACGGCUUCUAAAGUAAUCGAAGAUAAACUAACGAUGGAUAGUGUACGUGAAAUGAGUUUGGAUUUAAUGGAAAUGCAAGUUGAUAUCAUAGAAAAGAAAGAAAUAUCAAAUCACUGCUUAUUCAAUAGACUCACAAGACUUACACUUCAACUUCAUGAAGAUUGGCCGAAUGGUUCACUUAGACUUCUUUCAUCAUUCAUCGAUCUUUCAACGAUUACUGAACUCGUACUAGAUAUUAACUUCACACAAAGUGAUAGUUGCAAUACAACAACAUGUAUUAUUGCUUUACUCGAGCAAACAUCAAGUAUUCGAUCUCUCAUUAUCCUUAAUCGGCAUGUUUCUCUACAAACUAUCUGUUCAAUUGUAUCUAAUCGUGUGAAAAAUUUGCAAAUUCCUGUAAAUACUGUAGAAGAAACGAAAAUGAUUCUCAAACGAUUCAAUCAUUUAUUCAGUGUGACAUUUAAAUUUCUAGGAAAUUCUUUAAGUUCUAUUGCAGAAAUUAUUGAAUGGCUUGUUUCGAAAGGUAGAGAUUUUACAUAUCAAUCAACUCAAUGUUCACUCAAUUUGUGGCUUGGUACGAGUAAGGAACUAUUUCUAAAUUGA